Molecule: messenger RNA, 2376 nt
Organism: Penicillium cosmopolitanum
Lineage: Eukaryota; Fungi; Ascomycota; Eurotiomycetes; Eurotiales; Aspergillaceae
Product: putative phospholipase A2 (PlaA)
Exons: 2
Coding region: 1-2376 (791 amino acids)
Biological process (GO): glycerophospholipid catabolic process
Cellular component (GO): cytosol
Molecular function (GO): A2-type glycerophospholipase activity
Source: RefSeq, a predicted model, not a curated record
AUGCAAGACACAGUCGCAGCUAUCCUCCCCCUCUACCAUAACAAUGGCCACAAGGGUCUCACGUUUGCGCUGGACUGUACCACCAGCGGCCUUGGCUGCCUAUGGAACGGGGAGUGGGCUCACUCUAACAGGCACUUGCAGAAAGCCCACUUCACCAAUGCCUCGGUCCACCAGGAUUCCAAUUCUGACCCACGAAGCCCCUCUUCGACCCCGACUGGGGAAAUUGACGAGCAACACGGCGACCAGGCCUCAAUUUGGCUGAAUAUUGUUCACAAGUUCGAAAAUAUCAAGCACAAUGUUGUUCCGGGAGAGUGGGGGGAUCUUCGCGGCAACAUUACGAACCUGAUCGUCCCCGACUGGGCGCGAUUGCUACCUGCUACGGCCCAAAAGCUGCAACGCGAGCUAUCUUUGGCCCCUGGCUCGCUAGCCGACGACAUAUGGAAGGAGUCCCAAGAUCCUGACAUCAACCCGGAAAUUUUGCAGGAUGCCAAGGUGCGAGUCAGCGAUAAGCUCUGCGCAGAGGAGCUUGAGUUCAGAAAGCAACGACAAAAGCACGCGGCGAAAGCGCUGGCUUCCUAUCUUGACAUUCCGGUAGAGGACAUUCACCCCGAUGAUGUGCCGGUCAUUGCCAUGUGUGGCUCGGGAGGUGGACUGCGUGCCUUGGUCGCGGGGACAGGCUCAUACCUGGCUGCGCAGGAGGAAGGCCUAUGGGAUUGCGUGACCUACACGGCCGGAGUCAGUGGGAGCUGCUGGCUCCAGACUCUGUAUCAUUCGUCAAUCACGGACCGCAGCUUCCAUAAACUCGUUGACCACCUGAAAAGCCGUCUUGGCGUUCACAUUGCUUUCCCGCCCACGGCAUUGGAUCUCCUUACUACCGCACCGACCAACAAGUUUCUUCUCAGUGGCAUCGUGGAGAAAUUGAAGGGAGACCCUGGUGCGGACUUUGGAUUGGUGGAUAUUUACGGACUAUUACUCGCCGCCAGACUUCUAGUUCCGCGUGGUGAGCUUGGAGUCUCGGGUCUGGAUUUUAAAAUCUCCAACCAGAAGGAGAAUUUACUAAAUGGAGCACACCCGCUCCCUAUCUAUACAGCAGUUCGACAUGAAAUCCCAGGAAUUGUGGAGGGUGCCGAUGGCCCCAAGCCUUUGCCCGAGGACCUUAUGCGUGAAGCCGAAAAGGAGUCCUGGUUCCAGUGGUUCGAAUUCACUCCGUAUGAAUUCUUCUGCGAGGAACUCAAUGCUGGAAUCCCGACCUGGGCCCUAGGAAGACAUUUCAACGGCGGUACUAAUCAGCUUCCUGAUAGGAACUACCCUAUCCCGGAGCUCAGAGUUCCCGAAUUAAUGGGUAUCUGGGGCAGCGCCUUCUGCGCGACACUAUCGCACUACUACAAAGAGGCCCGACCCUUAGUCAAGAGCCUCGCUGGGUUCGGUGGCAUCGAUUCUCUGAUCCAGGGCAAGAACCAAGACCUUAUCCGGGUGCACCCUAUCGAUCCUGCUGCUAUUCCUAACUACGUGAUGGGCAUGAAAGGCCAACUACCGGCCUCUUGCCCCGAGUCUGUCUUUCGCAGCAGUCAUUUGCGUCUGAUGGAUGCCGGUAUGAGCAAUAAUCUGCCCAUCUAUCCGCUUAUUCGCCCCGGCAGAGAUGUCGAUGUGAUCGUUGCUUUCGACGCAUCCGCAGACAUUAAACAAGAGAACUGGCUCUCCGUUGUCGACGGAUACGCCCGACAACGUGGUAUCAAGGGUUGGCCAGUCGGUGCUGGAUGGCCCAAAGAAAGUUCGAGCCUAGAAGAGACCAAGCAAGCUCUCCAUGAAUCACAGCACGCGUCGGAACAAAAAGCGAAUGAGAAAAUGGCGGAUGCCCAGAGCCACAGUCUCUCCCACUCAAAGGACUCCAACAAGGCGGCAGACUCGGAUUUGAGCUACUGUAAUGUCUGGGUUGGAACGAAAGAGGAACGAAUCAGCGAGAAAGAACCUCCCCCAUCGAAGCGCCUCUUCCAUCCCGAACAAACCGAAGAUCACACCGAGUCCGAAUUUCAUCUCAUGCAGCCGGAAGCCGGAAUUGCCGUCGUCUACUUCCCUCUGAUCCCAAAUCCCGAGGCGCCGGAUCUGCCCCCUGCUCAGAAGACACGCCCCCUGUCUGCUCCCCCCCAUCCGAACUCAAUUGACCCCGAGGUUGAUGAUUUCCUAUCUACGUGGAACUUCAUCUACACACCUGAACAGAUUGACUCGGUGGUUGGAUUGGCUAGGGCUAAUUUCAGCCAGGGCAAGGAGCAAGUUCGUCGUGUUGUUCGGGCGGUUUAUGAGCGGAAGAAGAGUGAUCGACUACGGAAGGAACAAGAGGAUGCGCGGAAGCAGCUGGAGGGAUUUGUGCCUCUCUAA